Molecule: messenger RNA, 1107 nt
Organism: Trichomonas vaginalis G3
Lineage: Eukaryota; Parabasalia; Trichomonadida; Trichomonadidae
Exons: 1
Coding region: 1-1107 (368 amino acids)
Source: RefSeq, a predicted model, not a curated record
AUGUUUUCUCUCUUAUGCUUAGCGACUUAUGUGGAUGAAGGAUUUCAUACAGUCACAUUAGAUUUUUAUAAUUCAGAAGUCCAAAUCAACCCUAAUUUUGAUAAUUCCAGUGUUUAUUUUACAUUUAAAUUAUCAGAUUCUUACUUAUACACCCCAACAUUACAAUUUACUUAUCCAAAUAAGUCUUCAGUUACCAAAUAUUUCUACUCAAGUACAGGAAUUUCCUUCUUUUAUCCACAUGUAUUAAUUACAAACAAAAAUCUCAACGAAUCAAUCACUUUCAAUAUUUACAUUUUGAAAAACCAAGCCUGCAAUGCUUCAUUUAUCACAACUGGAAAUAUGGAAUUAAUUUUCUCUGAUUCUGUCCAACAAACAGUUUGCGUUUUCCCUCAUAGUCCACCUGUAAAAGUAGAGCUUAAAAGCUCAUCAUCAUCUCAUAAUUCUAUGUAUACGAUUUUAUCUCCAAAUCAAAUUGACUAUUCAGAUGAAGUUACAUCCUUUUCUGGUCCUGCUAUCCUAGUUUCGCAGAUUAGCCCUGCUUAUAACUCUACACUUAAGAUUUAUGACUCAACAGAUAUUUUAAUGAAAAAAUCUUGUUUAGAAAGCGAUUUCUAUAUACUAAACCAAUACGGCUUUAUUAACCAAGCUUUUUCUGGCCAUCAAAUUUACAACUGCAUCUACGAUAAGCCUUCUAAUUGGCCUUUCAUUGUUUUCUUUACUGCACUUGGAAUUAUUGUUACCCUUAUCAUUGUUUGUUGCUUUGUUUGCUGUUGCUGCUGCAGACCAAAGCCAAAUUACAUUUCAUCAUUCCAAACUCAACCUUCUCUCGAACAGUACUCUUAUCAGCAAUAUUCGCAACCUCCUGCCCAACAAUACUCAGAAGUUCCAACUCAACCUUACGGCCAACCACUUUUGCAAAAUCAGCCAAAUAAUUAUCAGCAAUAUACACAACCAACUAGUGAUCCAUAUUCUGGUGUACCAACACAACCUUAUAACCAACAAAAUUAUCAAAAUCCUCCAAAUAAUUAUCCACAAUAUGCCGAUCAACAAGUUCCAGUCCAAGAUCAGCUGCAAAACCCUUAUUCAGCCGUUAAUUCUGUUUAUUAA